Molecule: messenger RNA, 1410 nt
Organism: Gregarina niphandrodes
Lineage: Eukaryota; Apicomplexa; Conoidasida; Eugregarinorida; Gregarinidae
Product: putative transport Sec61 alpha subunit
Exons: 4
Coding region: 1-1410 (469 amino acids)
Biological process (GO): post-translational protein targeting to membrane, translocation; SRP-dependent cotranslational protein targeting to membrane, translocation
Cellular component (GO): Sec61 translocon complex; membrane
Molecular function (GO): ribosome binding; transmembrane protein transporter activity; signal sequence receptor activity
Source: RefSeq, a predicted model, not a curated record
AUGGCUAAAGUACGAUUUCUAAAUACAUUCAAGCCAAUACAAAAUCUGCUACCGGAAGUUAGUCCGCCAGAGCGACCUGUGCCUUAUCAGCAGCGAAUAUUAUGGACGGUCAUAUCGCUUUUUAUAUUCCUAGUAUGUUGCCAGAUUCCUUUGUUCGGAGUGGUAACGAGCAAGUCCUCUGACCCCUUCUACUGGGCUAGAGUGAUCCUUGCAUCCAACAAGGGGACUCUGAUGGAGCUGGGUAUUUCCCCGAUUGUUACGGCGUCCAUGUUAACGCAGCUGCUGGCUGGUUCGAAGCUGAUUGACGUGGACUUGUCCCUCAAAGAAGACCGAGCUCUCUUCAAUACUGUUCAGAAACUAUUUGGCUUGUUGAUUUGUUUGGGUGAAGCCGUUGCGUACGUAGUGUCGGGAGCGUACGGUCCGGUGGGUUUGGUGACAGGUUCUUUGAUUGUGGCUCAGUUGUUCUUUGCGGGUACUUUGGUGCUGUUGUUGGACGAAUUGAUGCACAAGGGUUACGGCAUGGGUCCGGGCAUUUCAUUGUUCAUCGCUACUAACAUUUGUGAGAACAUUAUCUGGCGUGCAUUAUCUCCGACGACGAUCAAUACGGGGAAAGGAACGGAGUUUGAAGGCGCAUUGAUAGCGUUGGUUCAUUUGUUAGCGACGAGGCCGAAUAAGUUGAGUGCAUUACGGGAAGCGUUUUACAGAUCUUCGGCGCCGAAUUGUACCAACUUGUUGGCUACAUUAUUGGUGUUCUGUAUCGUAAUUUACUUCCAAGGUUUCCGCGUGGAUUUACCCAUCAAGUAUCAGAAAAUGGGUGGUCAAGUUGGAAAUUACCCGAUCAAAUUGUUCUACACGUCGAACAUCCCUAUCAUCCUCCAAACCGCCUUGGUAUCUAAUCUAUAUUUCCUAUCCCAAUUACUCUACAGACGCUUCCGGUCAAACAUUAUCGUCAACCUCAUUGGCCAGUGGCAGGAAACCGACUUUGGCUCAGGCUCAUCCGUCCCCGUCGGAGGUGCUGCAUACUAUAUCUCACCACCCACAACUUUCAAGGACCUCGUUGCAGACCCACUCCACACCUUUAUCUACAUCGUCUUUGUCCUAGCAUCUUGCGCCAUUUUCUCCAAGACCUGGAUCGAAGUCAGCGGCAGCUCACCCAGAGAUGUUGCCAGACAACUUCGCGACCAGGGCGUAGUCGUCAAAGGACAUCGAGAAACCGCCGUCGUUCGAGUACUCGAAAAAUACAUACCUACUGCCGCUGCAUUUGGAGGCAUGUGUAUUGGUGCUCUCACCAUUGUCGCAGACUUCCUCGGAGCCAUCGGCAGUGGUACCGGUAUCCUUCUUGCAGUCACCAUCAUCUACCAAUACUACGAAAUGCUCGCCAAAGAACGACUCCAACAAAUAUCAAUAUAA